UUUCUCCACACAAACUCUUUGCCACUUAGCUAACCAUUCUACUGCUACAGCUGUUCUGCUUCUCUUCACGCAAAAAAUAACAAAUAUCAAAUAUGGAAUUCAUUUCCUUGUUCUUUUCUCUAUCUUCUGCUUCAAUUUUAUUCAUCUUUCUCUUUCAUUCUCUCCUCAAAUUCUUUAACUCCAAUCACCGGACUUUGCCUCUCCCUCCUGGCUCAUUGGGUUGGCCUUACAUUGGCGAAACCUUCCAACUCUAUUCUCAAAACCCAAAUGUCUUUUUUGCCUCUAAACAGAAGAGGUUUGGCUCUGUCUUCAAGACCCACAUCUUGGGUUGUCCCUGUGUGAUGAUUUCAAGCCCAGAAGCUGCAAGAUUUGUGCUUGUAACAAGAGCUCAUCUCUUCAAGCCAACAUUUCCAGCAAGUAAAGAAAGGAUGUUAGGCAAACAAGCCAUCUUCUUUCACCAAGGAGACUACCAUGCCCAAUUGAGAAGACUUGUUCUUCGUGCUUUCGUACCUGAAUCGAUCAAAAACAUUGUCUCUGACAUCGAAUCCAUUGCAAAGGACUCUCUUAAAUCUUGGGAAGGAAGAAUUGUCAACACUUUCCAAGAAAUGAAAACAUUCACGUUCAACGUUGCACUGCUUUCAAUAUUUGGAAAAGAAGAGUCUCUAUACAGAGAAGAUCUGAAGAGAUGUUACUACAUUCUUGAGAAAGGAUACAAUUCAAUGCCCAUUAAUCUACCAGGGACACUCUUCAACAAAUCCAUGAAAGCAAGAAAAGAGCUUUCUCAGAUCUUAGCCAAAAUUCUCUCUAGCAGAAGGGAAAUGAAUCUUCAUCAAAACGACCUGCUUGGAUCUUUCAUGGGUGACAGGGAAGGCCUCACUGACGAACAAAUCGCCGAUAACAUUAUAGGUGUUAUCUUUGCAGCUCGUGACACAACAGCUAGUGUUCUAACAUGGAUUCUCAAGUACCUUGGAGAAAACCCCGGUGUCCUUCAAGCUGUCAUCGAAGAGCAAGAGGACAUAGCAGCCAGUAAAGAGAACUGUGGUGAGGAGAAGCUUCUCAGUUGGGCAGAUACCAAGAAGAUGCCAAUUUCUUCAAGGGUGAUUCAAGAGACACUGAGAGUUGCUUCAAUUUUGUCUUUUACAUUCAGAGAGGCUGUUGAGGAUGUUGAGUAUCAAGGAUAUUUGAUCCCAAAAGGAUGGAAAGUUUUGCCGCUUUUCAGAAACAUUCACCAUAACCCAGAAAUCUUUCCAGAUCCUGAAAAGUUUGAUCCUACAAGAUUUGAGGUUGCACCGAAGCCCAAUACUUUCAUGCCAUUUGGCAAUGGGACACAUUCAUGUCCGGGGAAUGAGUUAGCUAAGCUGGAGAUUUUGGUCCUCCUCCAUCACCUGACCACUAAGUACAGAUGGUCUAUGGUGGGUUCAGACAAUGGGAUUCAGUAUGGCCCUUUUGCCCUUCCCCAGAAUGGCUUGCCAAUCAAAUUGUCCCAGAAACCAUAGUUUUGUUCUCCAACUUCAAGAGAGAAAGGGGCACCAUUGACUUCACAAGAAGCAAAGGGCCUCUUCCUUUAUAUGGGCUUUCUUCUUUAUUCAAAGGCAUGAUGAAGAGACGGAGAAACCAAAUAAAGGUGAAGAAUGUUAUACAAAAGGGGAAAUCAAUUGUACAGAAGUCUCAUAACCAAAAAGAAACAAAAGCAUAUAUUUUAUGUUCAAUUUUUCUUUUAUUGAUUUGAGAUUAGAAAAAAAAAAAAAAAAGAUUAGUGCAUAAUGCAAGUCGGUUUAACCACAAAUUGUGAUUAGUUUGUAUUUAGGUAUGUAUAGAUUAAAGCCGCAAGGCAAAAUCAGAAAAUUCCAAUUCAAUGAAGGAAAUUUUUAUUUA
This is a messenger RNA of Hevea brasiliensis (rubber tree), 1875 nucleotides long. RefSeq names its product abscisic acid 8'-hydroxylase CYP707A2. The record is from RefSeq and is a predicted model, not a curated record. Bases 93 to 1496 code for a protein of 467 amino acids. NCBI's taxonomy places the organism in Eukaryota, Viridiplantae, Streptophyta, Magnoliopsida, Malpighiales, Euphorbiaceae. Gene Ontology annotation, molecular function: (+)-abscisic acid 8'-hydroxylase activity; iron ion binding; heme binding. Gene Ontology annotation, biological process: sterol metabolic process; abscisic acid metabolic process. The transcript is spliced from 7 exons.